ACAGCCCCGCCCCCAUCUUCUCAGGCGUCUGCCAUGGUCGACGCCGGCCCGCCCCGAUCUUCUCAAGCGCAUGCCACGGUCGACGCCGAUCUACCUCGAUCUUCUACCGCGCCUCCCAUGGUCGACACAGCACGACCCCAAUCUUCUCCGCUGCAUGCCAUGGUUGACGCCAACUCGCCUCGAUCUUGUACCUGUGAUGCCAUGGUUGACGCUGACCUACCUCGAUCUUCUACCUGUGAUGCCAUGGUUGACGUCGAUCUGCCCCAAACGAGCAUAGCCCCAUGGGUCCUGACCCCAUCAAGCACAACCACAUGGAUCCCGUCAGCAGGAACCACACAUCUCAUUUCACCUUUUGGAACACGCGCGCUCGAGGCCGCCGGGAUCCGCGAAACCUGCCACCGCGGCAGCAAGCAACCACGCCGCGGCCCACACCACCGGGGCACAACCCAUCUCUGCGACGCUGCAGCCGGAGGCUCACAGGAGAGCGCCAAAAACCAAGCGCGAUAGCCCCCUUACGGCUGCAACGGCAACGGGUUCUGCUGUGGACUGUGGUCGGGGAGGAGGAUUGGAGGUGGAGGAGUGGGAAGGGAGGGAGGGAGAGGUCCCGCCCAG
Molecule: messenger RNA, 612 nt
Organism: Zea mays
Lineage: Eukaryota; Viridiplantae; Streptophyta; Magnoliopsida; Poales; Poaceae
Exons: 2
Coding region: 34-507 (157 amino acids)
Source: RefSeq, a predicted model, not a curated record